Messenger RNA from Trypanosoma cruzi, 804 nucleotides. RefSeq lists its product as uncharacterized. The coding region runs from base 1 to 804 and encodes 267 amino acids. Gene Ontology annotation, biological process: protein transport. The record is from RefSeq and is a predicted model, not a curated record. NCBI's taxonomy places the organism in Eukaryota, Euglenozoa, Kinetoplastea, Trypanosomatida, Trypanosomatidae. The transcript has a single exon.
AUGAAGUCCUUCUUCUCCAAAAAGCCGGAGUUUGACGCGGUCAAGGUGAAGGCCAAUAUUCGAAUGGCCGUGACGCGUGUACGCAUGCAGCAGAACAAACUAGUCAAUGGUGUAAAGAUUCAAAGGCGCCAAAUUGCGGAGCUUCUCGCGUUGCAGAAGUACGACUCAGCCCGCAUCAAAGUGGAGCAGGUCAUACGCGAUGAUGUGAGUAUUGAGGGCCUGGAGGCACUUUCGCUCUUUCUUGAGCUUAUCGCUAACCGUGUGCAGAUGAUUGCCGAUGUUAAGGGCACCAAAGGUAACGCUGCCGGGAUACAUUGCCCACCGGAGCUGAAGGAAAGUGUCACUUCAGUUUUGUGGGCCUCCGCCCGUCUGGGCGAUAUUGCGCCGGAGUUGCAGAAUAUUAAGAAUUUUUUUGAAAUGAAGUUUGGCAAGGCAUUUGUGAUGAUGAGUGUAAAUAACACGGAAUUUUCUGUGAAUCAGACAAUUAUUGAUCGCCUAGGCAUAUUUACUCCAUCAAAUGAGCGUUGCCUGCAGUACCUUACCAUGAUCGCCACCGAAUACAGCAUCGAGGGAUACGACGAGCAAAAGCUGCGUGACCCGAACAAUUUAGUUGCCUCUGCCGCCGCCGCGAGUGGCGCUGCGAUUUUGAGUGUUGUCGAUGAGAAGAAGAAAUCCGGCGGUGCUUCGGCAGUUAGAUCGGUUACGAGUGGCACCAUAAAGACACCUUCGGGGCUGAUCAUUCCUGCGCUGACGACCCCGCGUGACGAACUAGAAUGGCGGCUGCUUCAACUGAAAAGGGAAUGA